GAUUGAGAGUUGGCUCACUUAGAGCAGAUAGCGGUAGCUAACAGGCUGUCCCGGCCACCAGUGCAAGUACAAGAAUUACCAAGAGGAGUCCUGGUAGUCAAUAGUUUUUGGAGUGUACUGUUUUCAUUAGAUGUGCACCACCCUGUCCCGCCUUUCGUCCCUCCAGCUAGCCGGGAGCUGCUGCAGAGCAGAUGUGACUGCUAACCAGCUAGCUUGGUUGGCUAGCUGUGGAGCUGAGCAUCAGCACCGGCUCUGAGGAGAGCGAACACACCACUGCCAAUCUGCACAUCCCGACCAGCCGCUUUAACUUCUUUGUUCGCCAUUUAUGUUGUGAGACGACCCGUGUAAAGCAAGUCCUCAGACGUAUCACAAGGAGACAUGUAUCAACUUCCAGUUAAUAACCUUACAAGAAUCAGGAGGGCCAGGAAGCAAGUGAAGAAAGCACUUGGAGACAUUGGACUGGAGUUCUGCAAGGAGGCAGCAGAGGAGUUCAAAGAGUUUUGCCCCGAUGAACAAUUUGUAAAGGGCAGUCUUUGCCUUGAUAUCUGCGGAUGGGAUCCAUCAUCCUCUAAAACACAGGAAUACAGAUCGAAGCCAUUUUGCUGCACAGAGUGCCCAUUUUCUUCCAAAUACUACUCAGGCUACAAGAAUCACUUCCGCAAUGUACACAGGAAAAUCUUUGAGAGUAAAAUUCUGCUCAACUGUCCAUACUGCACGUUCACUGCAAGCAAGAGAACUUUGGAGACGCAUGUUAAAAUAUUCCACAUACCCAGUUCAGCACGGCAGAAUUAUGGGAACUCACAGGCAGCGGCAUUGGGAAAGAAGGACAAAGCGUACUUUGAUAGAGUCAGACAGGGAGAUGGUGUGGAGAAAGCAAUGUACUUUUGCAAAAAAUGCACGUUUCGGGACACGCUCUACAAUGUUGUGAGAAGACACAUUUACAGGGAACAUUUUCAGCAUAUUGUCUCACCAUAUCUUGGUAUGGUUUCCGAAUCGUCUGUCAAAAAUGGUGCUAAUUCUGUCAAUGGCAACAACAUCCUCUGUAAACGCUGCCAGUUUUCCACUCGUAGCUAUGAGGCUCUAGUACAGCAUGUUAUAGAGUACCAUGAGCGCAUUGGUGCUCAAGUAACCACCAUGAUUGGACAUGCUAAUAUUGUUGUUUCAAGGCCUCAGUCCUUGCCAGCUGCUCCUCAGAAGGCCCCUCUGAUGAUUAGCAGGGGCCACACACUCAGAGCUGACCAAAUAGCGCAACCAGUAAUUGGCUAUUUAAAGCCAGCGCCCCCUAGUGUUAAAAGUCAGUCCUCCAUCACAGCCAGUCAGGUGCAUGUCACAGUUCCUGGCAACAGCACUGUGGCUGAAAAUAAUGCUGGUGGCGUUAACACAGCACAGACACAGAAGUGGAAGAUAUGCACAGUUUGCAACGAGCUCUUUCCUGAAAACCUCUACAAUGCUCAUUUUGAGAACGCACACAAGGCAAAGAAAGUGUGGGCACUUGCCAAGUACAUCAUGAAAAUCCACAACUUCACUAGCAAGUGUUUGCUUUGCAACCGCUAUCUGCCCAGUGAUACACUGCUAAACCACAUGCUAAUCCAUGGGCUCACUUGUCCACAGUGCCAUGCUGCUUUCCACAAUGUCGAGAAGCUGAUAGAGCAUGUGGCUCAGGCUCAUCCUGCUGACUUUGUUGGACCCCCUGGUGCAUCACCUCUGACCUUUGAUCUCACCGUUAAACAAGACAAGUCCAGAAAUGUACAACUCGUUGUACUCACUUUUAACAUGAAGGAAUCUGUCAAUGGUCAAGAUCAGUCAGCUGCUGCUCAGAAUAGUGUUCCACCUCUGGUCAAACUAACCGCUCCCAGAAUGAUUGAAAAGAAAAGUGAACCACUUGCUAGAAGUUACCCCUCUCAGGCUAACAAGACUGAGGUUGGGAAGACUCUGUGUCCACUGUGUUUCACCAUCCUCAAAGGUCCCAUCUCUGAUGCUUUAGCCAUGCAUCUGAGGGAGCGACACCAAGUGCUCCAAACAAUGCAUCCUGUUGAAAAAAAGAUGACAUACAAGUGCAUUCAUUGCCUGGGAGUGUACACCAGUAACAUGGUUGCGUCUACAAUCACACUGCAUCUUGUGCAGUGCAGGGCUGUUGGUAGGAACCAGGCAAGCCAAGGCUUCAAGUCUCCCCUGACCCUCAACUCAUCCGGGGCUGGCUUCUUAAAGAGGCAGCCACCAACACAGGCCAUGUCCAACCCCAAGAGAUUAAAGCUGAGCAAGGACUCAAAGAUUUCCUCGACAACCGUUGGAAAUCAGUCUGAAUCCGAUGGCCUCGCUCUGGAUCCUAGAAGCUAUGAACACAAGACGUAUGAAGCCAGGAAAAAUUUCUUGACUGCCUACUUCAACCGGCGACCAUACCUCUCUCCUCAGGAAGAGGAUAAGCUAUCUGCAAGUUUGUGGCUUUGGAAAUCUGACAUUGCUAGUCACUUUGCAACCAAGAGAAGGGCGUGUGAGAGACAGUGUGAGACCAAGAAGGUGUCCGUCCUGCUUGGCUUUGACAUGCACGCUCUGAAGAAAGUUAAGCAUGACUUGAUCUUUGAGGAGAGCAAGCCUGUUGGCACCUUAGUGGGGAGAUCUGUAGGCUUUAAGUCUGGUACUCCAAGCACAGACCAAAACAAGCAGGUUGAGACACUAAACUGUACCUUAAAACUCAGUACAUGCACAGAGACAAUUUCCAUUGAUUCAGACAGUGAGCCAGAAAUAGAGGAAAGACCAAACGAGAAUGGAAAUGUUGACACAAACCAAGACGAGAAUGUAAAAUCUGUGGAAACAGUAAACCUGACAGAAGAGCCAGAACCUUUGAACACGGACGAGCCCUCUAAAGAGGAGAGCCCUUUGCAAGAUGGGAACGCAAACGCUUGCAUGACUCUCUGUUAGUGUCCCUGCUUAGCAGUGUGCCUUGGUUGAGAAACGGUGUAUAAAUUAUGACAAGGAAGAAAAAAAAACACAGGCCUACAGAUGGUUACAAAUCACAAAUAUUUGGUCAAAUGGCAUGGGUGACUAAAUUCUUCAAUUCCAGGUGUUAACCUUGUUACCAGUGUUGGAAAGAAGAAAAAAAAAGUUACAUCAUAGCGCAUAAAUAUAUGGCGUAUGUAAGUGACAUUGUAUAUAUUUAGCCAUUGUUCUUUGUUAGUUUCUUCAUACAAUCUGUGUUAUUCACCUUUUAACUGUCACAGGAUUUAUGAAAUGAAUAUGGAAGCUUCCCCACCUUCAUAGGUUUUUUUCCCUCUACUGUGACAAAAAACUGUAUCAUAUUGUCAUUUCACAUUUAGAACGUGUAGGAUAUGCUAACUGCUUAUGUACAUGUUUUAAUAAAUAUGUUUGUUAAAUAAAAA
Epinephelus lanceolatus (giant grouper) is the source of this 3377-nucleotide messenger RNA. It is a transcript of the gene adnpa, whose product is annotated as activity-dependent neuroprotector homeobox a. Gene Ontology annotation, biological process: regulation of gene expression. NCBI's taxonomy places the organism in Eukaryota, Metazoa, Chordata, Actinopteri, Perciformes, Serranidae. Gene Ontology annotation, molecular function: DNA binding. The record is from RefSeq and is a predicted model, not a curated record. Gene Ontology annotation, cellular component: nucleus.